AUGGCGUCCUCGACCACCGCAGCGGGCUUCGACGUUGACAGCUUUGCAAACUAUUUGAUCUCUGACUUGGGCUUCCUCCUUGCCCUAUUCGGGGAUUUGCCCACAAAACAGUUUCUAGCCUUGUCCACCGGCUGGUACGACAACAUUGCGCUUGCAGUUGCCCCCAUAGGGAUUCCUACGAUCAUGGUCAGUGCUAUCCGUGUGGCCGGGGCCAACUGGCUGAAAGCUAUUAUCGGAAGAGCUCGAGAAAGCAGAGCGAGCGCCGAGGUCGAAGUCCUCUCUUCCACUUCAGCAGAAGUCUGUGAGUUGUGGAGUGGGAACCAAAUCGUUCGAGUCGCUGGUCAGGCGCCCAUCAAGGAGAUCAUUAGAUACGUAACGCCUAUGUCUGGGCAGCCAGCAUGUGCGGGAAAGGAGGAAUGGAUGGAUCUUGCCAAAGCUACCUCAAGCACCGACGCUACCUCGACGACGCUACACCCGAGAACGAGAUAUAACAUCACCCGUACCGGGGGUGGCGGCAAUAUACUAGGGGGAACCAUCAAAGAUAACGGAUCCCUAUCCAAACUGAUGAUCGCCUCCAGCACUUCAGCCCCAAAUUUGACACUGAAUAUCGACCGAGAUGUAUACACCGGAAAGGGCGGAAUAGGGAUGAGAGUAUGGAAAAGAGUUUGGGCUGCCGCAGUCCUUGCGCUCAUUUUGCAACUUGCUGUUGUUACUGUGUGGACUCUAACUACCUAUCACUGGAAGGUGGGCAGAGCAAACAGACCUCCACCCAGAUACGGCUUCCCUUGUGCUGUCGGUGGAGCAGGACUCCUUUUCUUUGGAAUACUUCUAUGUGGCCAUGUAGUCGAGGAUGUGACUGCUGAGCUACACGCCGUGCCCGCCCGGAAUCCCGAAAGGUUUAGUGUCAUGCGUAUUCAAAGAUCGUGUACGGCUGGUUCCCAGAAUUUCGAUGGAUAUCUCAUUCACAACAAGGAUGGAGACCCGACCAUAUCUAUGUCGCGACGCUUACCCGACACUAUGCGAGUAAGGAGACAUCGCACUUUCACUCUGGUCGGAACACUCUCAGCCUCCACUGGCUUUAUUGUGCAGUUCAUCGGCCUUCGAACAUUACACUGGGGGGCCACCAUCGCUCAGCUCGUUGCCACAAUGGCUAUGAUUGUUAUACGCGCCUGGCUUCGACGUAAUCUCUUGGAUGACCCUCGCUGCGAGAAGCUCUUGUCAAAAUAUGAAAUUUCUGAUGCAACCUUCGCUAUAUGCAGGGUGAAACUACAAACCAAGUUGAGACCAGGGAGCUGGACUUGCCCUUGGGUCCCCAAGGUCAAUGCACCAGCCACCGGCCAGAUCAAACCGGAAUACAUGAAUUACGGUUGGGGUCUUUCCACAAGCAUCCAGCUUGAGAUAUCCAAUCCUAACACGACGGCAGGGAAUAACCCUAACACGGCGACAGGGAAUCCAAGCCAGACAAACGAUAUUGAAGCAGAUGCUGAAUCAUUUUCGUCCAGUUCUGCCGACCCAGAGCUCAAGGACCCAGAUAGCCAUAACGAGGCCCAGCUCAAGCACUGGGAGGAGCGCCUGGUGCGAACCAGAGUGGAAUUAGGGUAUUUCACAGAGUGGGAGGAAGACUGUACGAUCUGGGGAGAACGCGUCGCCACUGCCGCCGAGGACGUAUUUCGAAAACUGGAGACCAUGUCCUCUGGCAGAUGGCCACGUUUGACUUUCAAGAACGUGGAACGAACCAGAAGUUGGCAACUCGCUACGUACGUGCGUAGAAGCAAACAUCUCAUCUUGAGGUCAACAUUCACCAUCGACCCGAACACACUUCCUAACUACUGGUACGCCGUCCCGGCCGAUCGAGACGGCCAUAUACGGAGAGUAAAGGACUCUUACUCGGCCAUCCUAUGCCUCUGGCAUUGCCGUAUCGUCAAGCGAAGGGCCGGCGUCAAUUACAAGCCGCAAUUCCCCUUUGCACGUGUAGUGGAUGCAUUUGGGACAGAAGUGAAAAGGUCCGGCCUGAUUCAAGAUUGGUUGCGUACUCCUCUAUCGGAAGUCCCUCGCGAUUAUCACUGGGCAGAGUGGAGAGGCAAGCUAUUUGAUCCUGCAUUAAGUUUUGGACGCCGAUUCGCCGUCGAACCCUCUGUCAACCAUUUGUAA
Cladophialophora bantiana CBS 173.52 is the source of this 2151-nucleotide messenger RNA. RefSeq lists its product as uncharacterized. The transcript has 2 exons. NCBI's taxonomy places the organism in Eukaryota, Fungi, Ascomycota, Eurotiomycetes, Chaetothyriales, Herpotrichiellaceae. The record is from RefSeq and is a predicted model, not a curated record. Bases 1 to 2151 code for a protein of 716 amino acids.